ACGGGCGCCAACAGCUGGAUGUCGAUCCGAGUAGAUCACAUAAUACUUGAGUUUAUAAUUGCAUUCAGCAGGGCACGCGUACGUGUCAUUUGUGAUGAUAUUUGUUGGGUAUUUGGAGUAGAGUUCGUUGCACUUUAUAAUGGCUUAUUUGCCAGACAAAUUGGGUUAGCACAUGCACAGCCAAUGAGUAUCCGUGUCGUCGAUUUGUGUCAACAUGGAGUACAAUUAAAAUCAAUAACUCUGAGUCCUGGCAUUAUCCUGCGGGAGACUUUAGCUGGACAGUCGCGUUUUGUCGGGCAAGGCAUUAAGUUGACCAUCAUGGAUUUGGCGAGCAAAUUAAUAUUAUGGAUAAUUCCAAUGUUUGUCUUGGGAUUUCUGUUAACGUUGAGUGAGGCGUAUUUACAGAGUGUUCGCGUUGAGGAGAUACCCUUUAGACAGAUGUCUCAGCGGCCAGUUGGUCUGCUAGCCAGGAAUCUAACCAAUAACAGGCGAUCCAGUGGCAUUCACUUAAUCUCCAGUCUGGAACAUCAACGUGCAUUUCUGAAUAUAUUUCAGGUGCCCUAUAUCAUUUGUUAUUUUGCCGCCAAGGGAAGGUGGCCCUAUAUGCCGGGUUUUAUGAAAUCGCGUGUUAAUAGCGCCGCGAAAAGUUUUUUUAAGCAGAAUGAUAGCUAUAUUCAGCAAUUCUGCACCAAGUGGUUUGAGGUCAACGAAUGUUAUAGACCGAAUUAUGAUAAAAGCACCAAUUCGUUUGUGGAAACUCUGGAUUCUCAGAAACAAGUUCAAAACUGCAACUGCGAUAAGGUCACUAAUGAUCCGGUUAUCUACUUUGACAAGAAUUAUAUAGGCAAUGUCAGCUCUGAGACUAUUUUAACAACCAUCGACUUUCUGGAAAGCUUUCUUCCACCGCCCACCAAGAAGCAAAAGAAUAAAAAAAAUCGAGUGCGUGGACGAGUUGAUGAAAUUGAUAUUGAUUAGAACACACAUAUAUAUCAAUUCUAGUAUUUAAUAUUAAUUAUUGCACUCCGAUCUUUAUA
Messenger RNA from Drosophila innubila, 1034 nucleotides. RefSeq lists its product as uncharacterized. The coding region runs from base 19 to 975 and encodes 318 amino acids. The transcript is spliced from 3 exons. The record is from RefSeq and is a predicted model, not a curated record. NCBI's taxonomy places the organism in Eukaryota, Metazoa, Arthropoda, Insecta, Diptera, Drosophilidae.